ACAAAAUCUGUGACUAGAAUAAAUAAAAAAUGUUUCUUUUUUAUUUUAUUUAGAAUUCUGUGUCUAUGACCUGUGUGUUUGUAAAUUAAAUUUUUUCAUGAAAAUUGAUUGAAUGAAAUGAAGAUAUGGAAGUAAAAAAUCAAUAUAUUACCGCUGUAACUGUGAACUCAUUUUGGCAAUCUAUUAACGUUUUAAUUAAUAAAUCUCACAUAGUGAAUAAAAGGUGUUGGGGUUCUACAGUUCUAGCCAAACAAAACUUGAAAAUUUUACCAUGCAACAUAGAGGCUAUAUUGGAUUUUGUGAAAUUAAAGAAUGGUGUAAAUGCAAGGUCAACUUUUGUGCAUCUCCUUACAGAUUAUUUGACAGUGCAAUCGACAAAAGAUGAUGAAAAUAAAGCUGAAGUUGAAAUCAUAUUAGUGGAACUAUUUCCAAAGAACUACGGAGAAAGUCAUGCUUAUCAAAUGAUUUGUUUACAAAAGACUGAGCUAAAAGUGAAAUUUAUCGAUGUAACACCCAGGGAAGACAAACAAAACUUAUGUCCUACAUUUUCUUAUAGCUUUUCAUUGAUAAAUAAUGAAAUAGUUUUGAAAACACCAGCCGAUGCUUCUGAAAAAGUCAAUCAAUGGCUCAAAAAUACAGUUCUGCCUCAAGUUGUGAAAUGGAGUAAAGAGAUUGUGCCUAAUAAAGCCCAUAAAUUUUGCAAUAAAUCACUAGCCCUAGUAUCAUUAGACAAAUACUAUGAAAAGUACAACCAGUUGAAAUUAAAAUAUGGCAAGGAGAUGGUUAAGAUAUGGCCUGAAUGCACAGACCCAACAAAGUUUGUUUAUGAGGAUGUAGCUAUUGCAACAUAUUUACUCCUUCUAUGGGAGGAACAAAUGACUUCGCAGACAUUUGUUGAUGUGGGUUGUGGCAAUGGUUUACUUGUUUACAUCUUGACAAUGGAGGGACAUGAUGGAUUAGGUGUUGAUGUAAGAAAAAGAAAAAUAUGGGAUUUGUAUCCAGACAAUAUUAAACUAAAGGAAAUGACAGUAACUCCCACAAAUAUUCAUACCAUUUCACACGGGACCUGGAUCAUAGGCAACCAUUCAGAUGAGCUCACACCUUGGAUACCGGUGAUAGCUGCAAGAAGUUCAUAUAAAUGUAACUUCUUUUUACUGCCAUGUUGUGCUUACAAUUUUGAUGGUACUAAAUAUCAGAGGCAGAAUUCUUCGAAAAGUCAAUAUACUGAAUACUUGGAAUAUAUCCAAACUGUAUGCCAAGAGUUUGGAUUUGAAACCAAAAUGGAUAGACUCAAAAUUCCUAGUACAAAAAGGAUAUGUCUUAUUGGCAGACAGAGACUAUAUGAAGAAGAUGAAUAUGAUAAAUAUUUAGAUGUUGUACAUGAGAUUGUGAAUGAGCAAAUAGGAUUAAGCUUGAAUGGUGUUACUAAUAAUGAGUUAAAUGAUUUCAAAACUAGAGACCCUGUUGAAAAAGUAAGAAACUGUACACAGGUAGAUAAAGGUGUGUGUUCUCAAAUAAUUAUGUGUAUUACAAAUUAUUUGCUGGAAGGGUGCCCUUUAGAGGCAGAUUGGUACUGUGGCAAGAAGAUACAAAUAAAUGACCUUGUGGACUUAAUACCGUCUAAUUUAUUAAAAGCAUUAAAAUCAGAAUGUGGUGGCUUACAAACUCUUCUAAGAAAUAAUCAUCACAUUUUUGAAGUUCAAAAGGGAUGUGUGCAAUUUAGGUUUCCCAGAACAAUAGAGGAGGUGAAAAAAAAUAUGAUCAAUAAAAAACAGGGAAAUGAUGUAAAAAUGCAAGUGAAGAUAUGUUGGUUCUAUAAUAACCACCCACAAAAGUGCCCGUUGGAUAGAUCUGUGUGUAGUUUUCUACAUGAAAAACUUUAAUUUAUUUAAUAUGUUAAUAAAAAAGAUUGUUACCUACUUUUUUUUUAACCUAUCUUUAUACUAUAGGUACUUUAGUUGAUAAGAGUAAUCCUUUUAGGGUUCUGUAUUAUUAUUUUUGAUAAUGUAAUGUUAGAGCCUCUUA
Bicyclus anynana (squinting bush brown) is the source of this 2025-nucleotide messenger RNA. Its product is annotated as probable tRNA (uracil-O(2)-)-methyltransferase. The record is from RefSeq and is a predicted model, not a curated record. Gene Ontology annotation, biological process: tRNA methylation. NCBI's taxonomy places the organism in Eukaryota, Metazoa, Arthropoda, Insecta, Lepidoptera, Nymphalidae. The transcript is spliced from 4 exons. Gene Ontology annotation, molecular function: tRNA (uridine) methyltransferase activity; metal ion binding. Bases 126 to 1883 code for a protein of 585 amino acids.